Molecule: messenger RNA, 846 nt
Organism: Anthostomella pinea
Lineage: Eukaryota; Fungi; Ascomycota; Sordariomycetes; Xylariales; Xylariaceae
Source: the annotation of a GenBank genome assembly
AUGUCUCCAAAGCCCGUCGUCCUGCACGUCGGUGAGCCGAUCAAGUACAAUCACGAUUUCUACGAGAAUGAGUUAUGUGAGCGCUUCGAGGUCGUCCAUAAUGGGGACUUGGAUCGGGAAUCCUUCAUCAAAGCAUUAAAGAGCAAGAAGUAUAGCGACUUCUCGGCAAUCUAUCGACCGCAUUUCCAGACGGGGGGCGAGAUGGGUCAAUGGGACGACGAGUUGAUUUCAUUGCUUCCACCCUCCGUAAGAACAUUUGCCUCAGCCGGUGCCGGAUUCAACUGGGCAGACGUAGACGCCCUCGGCCGUCGCAAGAUAUGGUACGCGAACGGCGCCGGUGCCUCUGACGAAGCCGUCUCCGGCACCGGCUUAUACAUGAUACUCUCGGUCUUUCGCAAUUUCACCCGAUCACAGCUUGCGGCCAGGACGUGGGACCCCGAGAAGUUCAACGCCUGCCACAAGCUCACUGCGACCAUCUCGGCGAACCCGAGGGGCCAUGUUCUAGGCAUCAAGCUUGCCUACAAGGCACGCGCAGCGCUUGGGAUGGAGAUUUACUACUACGAUGUCGUGCCAGCCGCGCCCGAGGUCGAGAAAGAGCUUGGGGCCACCUUUCACGGGGCCCUGCAUGAUUUGCUGCGUGUUGCGGAUUGCAUCAGUCUGCAUACGCCCCUGAACAAACACACGCAGGACUUGAUGAACAGCGAAGCGUUUGCUGUGAUGAAAGACGGGGCGCGCUUGAUCAACACGGCGAGAGGACCGGUCGUGAACGAAGAUGCUCUUGUGGAGGCACUAAGGAGCGGGAAGAUUGCCGCGGCAGGGUUGGAUGUGCAUUACAACGAGCCCUAA